AUGGCUGUGGAGUAUAGUCGAUUCAUGGCUGACUAUCUCGCGAUGGGCCACAUGCGCCCGCUCACCAGCGCUAAGCUUGCAGCUACAGCUGGGCCCGUCAACUACAUCCAUCAUCAUGGCAUCUGGCAGCAUGCUGAUCGCGGGCGCAAGCUCCGAGUAGUCUUCAACGCGUCCAACCCGACUUCCAGUGGCCACAGUUUGAAUGACGUCCUCCACGCUGGACCCAGACUCCAAGCCACGCUCCCAUCGGUGCUCAUGCGCUGGCAGCGGCACCGCAUCGCCUUCUGCGGCGACAUCCGCAUGAUGUUCCGGCAGAUUUGGAUCGACUACCGUGACGUCGACCUGCAGCGGAUCGUCUUGGCUGCCGAUCCCAGCCAGCCUCCAACCCACUACCAGCUGCUCACUGUGACUUACGGCGAAUCGUGCUCGCCUUACCUGUCGCUGCGUACCCUCCAACAGCUAUGCCAGGACGAAGGCCACAACUGGCCCGAAGCUGUGUCAGCCGUCCUGUGUGACCGCUACGCUGACGACUUUCUCUCCGGGGCCGACGACGUCACCGCGGCUCGGCGCCUCCGCGACCAGCUGAGCGGGCUUAUGAAGGCCGGUGGCUUUCCCCUGCGGAAGUGGGUGGCCAAUGUCCUUGAGCUGCUCGACGAUCUGCCUGACGACGUCCGCUUACGUCCGACCUGGGAGCAGCUCAGCGCUGAAGGCCUCGUCAGCGAGCUCGGGGUCAAGUGGAAUCCACCGUCGGACUGCUUUCAGUUGACGCCUCCACCACUCCAGCCGCAGAGCACAAAGCGGACGAUGCUCGCGGGGCUCGCGGGUCUGUUCGACCCAUGCGGCUGGCUCGCGCCGAUCGUGUUGAAUGCCAAGCUCUUGCUCCAGGAUCUCUGGCGCGCCAGACUGGUCUGGGACGAGCCUGCGCCGAUCUCAAUGACUCGCCGAUGGGCGGAAUUUACCGCCGAGCUCUAG
This is a messenger RNA of Copidosoma floridanum, 972 nucleotides long. RefSeq lists its product as uncharacterized. The record is from RefSeq and is a predicted model, not a curated record. Lineage: Eukaryota; Metazoa; Arthropoda; Insecta; Hymenoptera; Encyrtidae.